AUGAGUUAUAACGGUCGUGGUGGAAAUAGUUAUGGAUCAACCAGAGGUUCAUAUGGAAAUAAUCGAGUUCUUAGUAAUGGUAAAGAACGUGAUCGACAUGGUGGUAAUAAUUUACUUGACGAUCUUGAUUCAUUUGUUGUCGGACCAUUACGUCCUGGCCCACCUGUAAUAAAAAAUUUCUAUUCAGAAUCACCAUUAAUUACAAGUCGGACCCAACAUGGCACAGAUCAAUUUUAUGUUCAAAAUGAAAUGUCAAUACGUGGCUUUGCACCUAAACCAAUACUUUCGUUUGAUGAAAUUCAAUUUCCUAGUUCUAUUCGAAAUGUUAUUCAUCAACUUGGUUAUAUUCGACCAACACCAAUUCAAUCACAAGCUUGGCCUAUUCUAUUAAGUGGCAAUGACCUUGUUGGUAUUGCCCAAACAGGUUCUGGAAAAACUUUAUCGUUUAUAUUGCCUGCAUUAGUUCAUGCUGGUGGUCAAUCGAAUGCGCGAUCAGGUGAUCCAUUAGUAUUGAUUCUAGCACCAACACGUGAAUUAGCACAACAAAUUCAAGCAGUCGGUGCUGAUUUUUGUGCAGCAACAAAUGCACGUAGUACUUGCAUUUAUGGUGGUGCACCUAAACCACCACAAAAACGUGAAAUACGUUAUGGUAUCGAAGUUUGUAUUGCUACACCUGGACGUCUAUUGGAUUUUGUUCGUGAAAAAACAAUUAAUCUUGAUCGAGUAACAUUCCUUGUUUUGGAUGAAGCUGAUCGAAUGCUUGAUAUGGGCUUUGAACCACAAAUACGUAAAAUUGUCAAAUGUAUUCGACCUGAUCGUCAAACAGCUAUGUUUAGUGCAACAUGGCCAAAAGAAGUACAAAAAUUAGCAACAGAUUUUAUGACAAAUUGUUCACAUAUAACAUUGGGUAAAGCUGUUUUAAAUGCUAAUCAGAAUAUUCAUCAAAUUGUUGAUGUUUGUGAAGAAUAUGAAAAAGAAUCAAAAUUGGCAAAAGUUUUAGCAGCUGUUAUGCGUGAUCAAGAUUGUAAAGUGAUCAUCUUUGCUCAAACAAAAAAACGUGUAGAUGAUUUCUUUUUUACUAUUAAACGUCUUGGUUAUCCUGUUUUUCCAAUACAUGGAGAUAAACGUCAACAAGAACGUGAUCGAGUUUUACAAGAAUUUCGAAAUCGAUCUCGUGUUAUUCUUAUUGCAACUGAUGUUGCGGCUCGUGGUUUAGAUGUCGAAGAUGUACGUAUUGUUAUUAAUCUUGAUUAUCCACCACAAACAGAAGAUUAUGUACAUCGUAUUGGUCGUACGGCUCGUUCAGGUGCUAAGGGUACAGCUUAUAGUUUUUUUACCCGUGAAAAUGGAAAACAAGCACAAGAAUUAAUACAAUUAUUAAAAGAUUCAAAUCAAGAUGUUAAUGAGAAGUUAUAUGAAAUGGCGAAAACAAAAUACUUUGGUGGUAAUUCUUCUGGUCGUGGUGGAAAUAGUUAUCGAGGAGGACUUGAUCGACGAAAUGGUAUCGGCGGAGCUCGCAAUAAUGAUCGAAAUGCAAAUAAUCUUAAUAAUAAUGCUCGGCCCAGUCGUUUUAGUAAUAAACGAUCUCGCAGUCGUAGUCCAACCCGUCCAUCACGUUUUGAUAAUAAUACACAUGGAAAUGAUUAUAAACGCGCUCGAACAGAUAAUUCUCGUCCUUCACAUGAUGAACCUCUCCGAAAUCCUUAUUCGUCAUCAACAAAUGGUCAUGCUAUGCAUUCACAACGACCACAUCAAAAAUCUCAACCAAAUGGAGUAACAGUAACAUCUCAUCCGCCUCCACCAUUGCCAUCAUCAUCAACAAAUAAUCCUUAUAGUGGAUUUUACAAUCAAAUGACAUCAUAUCCACCACCAUCAAUGUAUCCACCAAGUUAUCAAAUGUAUGGACAAUCAUCACAACAACCACCAUUACCACCAGGUCCACCUCCAUCAUAA
Rotaria sp. Silwood1 is the source of this 1953-nucleotide messenger RNA. The record is from the annotation of a GenBank genome assembly. Lineage: Eukaryota; Metazoa; Rotifera; Eurotatoria; Philodinida; Philodinidae.